Molecule: messenger RNA, 1837 nt
Organism: Nasonia vitripennis (jewel wasp)
Lineage: Eukaryota; Metazoa; Arthropoda; Insecta; Hymenoptera; Pteromalidae
Exons: 3
Coding region: 1210-1752 (180 amino acids)
Source: RefSeq, a predicted model, not a curated record
ACACGAAACAUGAAAAGACGCGCGAAAAGUCACUUAGGCGCAGAUUCUCGCUUGUUGAUUUUAUUUAUGAGGAGAAAUAAUAGGAAAGUAAGGUAGAAAAAAAUAAGACUCGGUUGAGCGGAAAUGAGGAUUUUUACUCUCAAUUUGAGAGGGGAAAGUCUCGCGACAUAAAACCCCUCUCGACAAAACGUACAAAUUGUUAUCGAGAGUUCGCGUGUUUUAUGUCGUGUGUUCGCUAAGGUCUUUGAUGGAAGGGUGUCCGCGAGAAGCCGUUCGCGACCCGUGCGCGGAACCCAGAGUCAAGCAGAUGAUAUAUAUAUAUAUAUAUAUAUAUAUAUAUAUAUAAAGCACUGCACCAAAUUGUCACGGAUACGGAGGCUAUUUGAAUACGGUCGGACGGGCGUAAGCGUUUCGAUUCAAGAUUUUGCCAUAGCUGUGCCUGCUCGAUUGCGACGGACUCGAUGCUGCGCGACACGAGGCCGGCAGCGCUACCUGUGUGCGCAGCAAGUCAAGAUCCCUACUCAUUCCCAUCAAGCACCGGAGAUGUCGCCACAUGCUCAAUGUCGAGCCUCCUGGAGCUAACUUCGACACCGUCACCUCGGCGGAACUUUGUCCUUGGAAACACGACAGAACAAAACAAUAACCAUAUAUUAUUGAAUAUAAGCAAACAUCAAAUACUGACAAUGUAGUUUUGCAUGUUCUUUUCCAAUUCAUUACUUUAGAUGAAGAGUUUCCAUGCAUAAUAAAUUAUUGUUAGUACAUUAUUUUAUUCUUAAAAUUGAAAAAAGAUUGGAAUAAGCUACAAACAAAUUCGGUUCGAGAAUAACAAUUUGUUCUAACAUUUUUCAAAGAAUUGACUGUCGUAGCUUUAAUAAUAUUUAAUAAAUACAAAAAUAUUGUACACCUAAUUCCAAUAAUUCUUAAUUGAAGAUCUUUCUUGAUUGAUCGAUUCUUAACUUCGUAUGAUAAACGAUCUCUAUAUUUUUAGCUUCCCAGUUUGAUUUUCUUAUCCAAUAUGAAUCUUUCCAAAUGUCAAUACGAAAAUUUCUUUCACAGAAUUCCAGGUAAAAUAUUAGUUCAUGUUCAGAAUCGCACCAGCUGUAGUAAAUCAUUCUCGAUAUAACCGAGAGUAUGAGCACAUAAAUAGUAUAAAAGGUGAAAGAAGAAUGUUGGAUCUCAGUCUCAAUCUGACUAGCGUCUACUGGAAAAAUGAACCGAUUCGUAUACAUCGCCCUUUUCGCACUGGUAAUCCAUCAAGCGAGUGCCGAGGACGUUGUGCCCCAGAUCAAAGUAAAGCGCGUACAUAUCUGGAACGUCAAUCCUUACUAUGUUGGCCAGCUCUCGUAUCAUAUCACCAAGCACAACGCUACUUAUAACAACAUCGGAAUCUACUGGGUCAACGCCAAGGCUUGGCCUGCUGACGUUGUCACAUCUAGCAGAGUCUACGUGACCGACUCUGAAUACAAGAACGCUCGUCUCCUACUGGAGGCCCAUACGCCGAUCUGCAAAGAAAGCCCGAAUCGCGAGCUUCUGCCCAAGGUCGUGGUAUUCGACAAGUCUCAACUUCAUGGCAAGUGCGUCAAGAGCGGAAUUUACAACACGGUCGACUUAGGCUACUUUAGAUUUGAGGUCCUUGUCCCCAACAUUCAUGAAAUCAGCGACUACCACUAUGUUGAUUACAAGGUUCACGACGGGAAAGAUACCAUUGUUGAGGUCACUUUCUACUCUGAGUGGGGAUACCUUAACAAUUAAUGAUAAUAUAAAUUAUUUUUUUUAAGCUACAUGUAUAAUGAUAUAAUAAAGCCUUCGCAUUGAAAAAAUAUUCGUUUACUUUAGG